This is a messenger RNA of Cynocephalus volans (Philippine flying lemur), 3208 nucleotides long. RefSeq names its product component of oligomeric golgi complex 6 (gene COG6). The record is from RefSeq and is a predicted model, not a curated record. Bases 29 to 2002 code for a protein of 657 amino acids. Gene Ontology annotation, biological process: intra-Golgi vesicle-mediated transport. Gene Ontology annotation, cellular component: COG complex. The transcript is spliced from 19 exons. NCBI's taxonomy places the organism in Eukaryota, Metazoa, Chordata, Mammalia, Dermoptera, Cynocephalidae.
GUGGCAGCACCGCCUCUGGGGUGGGGCUAUGGCCGAGGUCAGCGGGGAAGUGGUCGCAGUGCCCACGUCUGCUCCUGUCGACGGCCUCAGCAAUGGCUCAGGCGGGAACUCGGCGCAGAACCACCACCCGCUGUCACGCAAGCUGCAUAAGAUCCUGGAGACGCGGCUGGACAACGAUAAGGAGAUGUUGGAAGCUCUCAAGGCACUUUCAACCUUUUUCGUUGAAAAUAGUUUGCGUACUCGAAGAAAUUUACGUGGAGACAUUGAACGCAGAAGUUUAGCCAUCAAUGAAGAAUUCGUAAGCAUUUUCAAGGAAGUGAAGGAGGAACUCGAAAGCAUAAAUGAAGAUGUUCAAGCAAUGAGCAACUGUUGUCAAGAUAUGACAAGUCGCCUACAGGCAGCAAAGGAACAGACUCAAGAUUUGAUAGUAAAAACCACUAAGCUUCAAGCUGAAAGUCAAAGAUUAGAAAUAAGAGCACAAGUUGCAGAUGCAUUCUUAUCCAAGUUCCAACUGACUCCUGAUGAAAUGAGUCUUCUCCGAGGUACAAGGGAUGGACCUAUUACUGAGGAUUUUUUCAAGGCACUGGGAAGAGUAAAGCAGAUUCAUAAUGAUGUCAAAGUUCUCUUGCGUACAAACCAGCAAACAGCAGGUUUAGAAAUUAUGGAACAGAUGGCCUUGCUUCAAGAAACAGCUUAUGAAAGACUUUACCGAUGGGUUCAAAGUGAAUGCAGAACAUUGACACAAGAAUCAUGUGACAUAUCUCCAGUAUUAACUAAAGCAAUGGAAGCCCUGCAGGAUAGACCUGUCUUAUAUAAGUAUACAUUGGAUGAAUUUGGAACAGCCAGAAGAAGUACAGUUGUUCGUGGGUUUAUUGAUGCUCUUACAAGAGGGGGCCCAGGAGGUACACCUAGACCCAUUGAAAUGCACUCCCAUGACCCUUUGAGGUAUGUAGGAGACAUGUUGGCUUGGCUUCAUCAAGCUACUGCUUCUGAAAAGGAACAUCUUGAAGCUCUCUUAAAGCAUGUAACUGCACAAGGCGUUGAAGAAAAUAUUCAAGAAGUUGUUGGGCAUAUCACCGAGGGUGUGUGCAGGCCUCUAAAGGUUCGAAUUGAACAAGUAAUAGUUGCUGAACCUGGGGCAGUUUUAUUAUACAAAAUUUCUAAUCUCCUCAAAUUUUACCACCAUACAAUAAGUGGCAUUGUUGGAAAUAGUGCAACUACAUUAUUGACUACCAUUGAAGAAAUGCAUUUGCUAAGCAAAAAAAUAUUCUUCAAUAGCUUGAGUCUUCAUGCAAGUAAAUUAAUGGACAAGGUUGAACUCCCACCACCUGAUCUUGGACCAAGUUCUGCACUAAAUCAGACACUCAUGUUGCUACGUGAAGUUUUGGCAUCUCAUGAUUCUUCAGUUGUACCAUUAGAUGCUCGCCAAGCUGAUUUUGUGCAGGUUUUAUCAUGUGUCUUGGAUCCUCUCCUCCAGAUGUGUACUAUAUCAGCCAGCAAUUUAGGCACAGCUGACAUGGCCACUUUCAUGGUCAAUUCACUAUAUAUGAUGAAGACAACGUUAGCUUUAUUUGAAUUUACUGACAAACGUCUGGAAAUUCUACAGUUUCAGAUUGAAGCACAUUUGGACACACUUAUAAAUGAGCAAGCCUCUUAUGUUUUAAGUAGGGUAGGCUUGAGCUGUAUCUAUAACACUGUACAGCAACAUAAACCUGAACAGGGCUCUUUGGCUAAUUUGCCCAACUUAGAUUCUGUGGCAUUGAAAGCUGCAAUGGUUCAAUUUGAUCGUUAUCUGUCGGCCCCAGACAACCUGUUAAUGCCACAGCUGAACUUUCUUCUAAGUGCAACUGUAAAAGAGCAGAUCGUGAAACAGUCUACAGAAUUAGUCUGCAGAGCCUAUAGUGAAGUGUAUGCAGCUGUGAUGAAUCCAGUGAAUGAAUACAAAGAUCCAGAGAGCAUUCUACACCGAUCACCCCACCAAGUGCAGACACUUCUCUCAUGAUUAUUGUAUUUGAUUGUGUUAGCAAAAUGUUGUAUGCCUAAAACACUGAAGUUUGUCUUAUCUUCUAGUCUGUUAAUCUUUACUUUGAAAUUUGAUAGUUAGAGUUUUCUCUGUAUCAUAAGAUUGUAGAUCCCAGUAAUUUCUUUUGGUCUUAAUAACAUGGAAGUAAGUAACACAUUGACCUGAGUUACUAUUGCUCUUUAUCUACUCUAUACAGAGAGAUGCAACAUUCUUUGCAAGCCACCUCUCCAGCUCUGAAGUUUCUCCUCUUCUGGAUCAUAAAUGUAUGGCAAAAAGUAGUAUGAGAGAUUUAUGGGUUUUUUUAAUCAGACUAGUUCUAAAUUAAUAGCUAUAAAAAUUUUGUCUAAAUUUAAGAAUUAGUAUGAGGAUAUGACCUAAUAAAUGUCUUUUUACCUAAAGAUUCAUUUGCUUUCUUAUUAAUGUAAGUAGGUGUACUUAGUAGCUUUUUUGAACUUAGCCUGUGGUCUGCCCCCAAAAUAACUGUCCUUAAAGGGUUGUUAGAAGAGAGAAAACUAACAGUGGAUUGUGCUGCUGGUGUACAUGGCAGUGAAUCUCCUUUCUGUUUUAAUUUAGCACAGAGUACAUAAUUGACUACACAUAUUUUUAUGUGAUUUUUAAAUAUACACUCAACAAAGGAAAAAAAGAGCAAAAAGUAAUUUAAGUAGGGUGGAUUCCAGUCUGUGGAUGCUCUGAAUGGAACUCAAGGUGGAGCUCAGUGCUUCCAGUGAGUUUUAGGUAUGUAGGCAUCCUGAGCUGCAUGUAAGCUUAGUGUUUAGAGGUAGGUAUUUGUCACACAGUGUGGAUCCUAAAUCCAACCAAUUACAAAUUUCAUGUAGUGUUCAGAACGAAGAAAUAUUGAUCUACUUGAACACUAAGAAACACUGCCAGAGAAAGAGUUGCUAAUGGGCAGUGUGUCUUCUCUUUGUGAUAGCCCCUCACAAAGUCUGAUUUGGACUCUGACUUUAGAACUUUACCUGUGAAGAAGAUUCAAAAAUCACUAUAUUUAAAAAAAAAUUUUUUUCAAUGUGUUUGAUGUAACUACUUACUAGCAAAAAGUCUUAAUUUCUGGUAAAUCUAUAAAAAGCGGUAAGUCCCUAAAUUAUAAAUAAGAAAACUAAGGCACAAGAAAAAAAUGGACUAGUUCAAAAUAUUGUGAGAAGUACUAACAUAAAAUUAAUAUUUAUA